This is a messenger RNA of Glossina fuscipes, 3861 nucleotides long. It is a transcript of the gene NK7.1, whose product is annotated as homeobox protein 2. Gene Ontology annotation, biological process: cell differentiation; regulation of transcription by RNA polymerase II. The transcript is spliced from 4 exons. Lineage: Eukaryota; Metazoa; Arthropoda; Insecta; Diptera; Glossinidae. Bases 315 to 3806 code for a protein of 1163 amino acids. The record is from RefSeq and is a predicted model, not a curated record. Gene Ontology annotation, molecular function: DNA-binding transcription factor activity, RNA polymerase II-specific; RNA polymerase II cis-regulatory region sequence-specific DNA binding. Gene Ontology annotation, cellular component: nucleus.
ACAUAAUGUUAAAAAACGAAAAAAAAAAACUUUUCAAAAAAUAAAUAUAUGCAAGUAAAAAUUUUAAUUAACUAAAGUGGAUUAGUUUUGCACAACUUGUUCUCUUUAAAAAAAGAAAUAAUUAAAUAAUUGCAAAACAACAUUCACUCUUGGAGGUCAGAAAAUAACGUAGCGAAGGAGCUUUUGGGAAAAAUUCUAAGCACAGCUCAUCAACACUGGUCGGAUCAUUAAUCUACACGAAAAUCCAAUUAAAGGCAGCAAUCAAGAAAAGGGGCAAAAAUCAAGCAGAGAAGCAGACAAACAAAUGCUGAUAAAUGAUGCCCGAAAUUGAACGUGACGUGGCAUCAGAAAUGGUUAGUGGAGCACAUGCACCCAUCUUUGAGUCAACGUCACAAAAACAUUACAAUUAUCAUAAUUUGAAUGUGAGUCAUCAUCAACAUCAUUUCUCGCAGCAGCAACAGCAACAGCAGCAUCAGCCGCACCCGCAGCCGCAGCAAUAUCAACAGCACCAGCAUCAGCAGCAUACACAUUUUCAACAUUUACAAUCACAACAACAACACCAUACGAGCAAUUAUAAAUUGCCGCAAACGGAAAUAGACUAUAAAAUGGCUACGAGUUCGUAUGUAUACCGCAGCCCGCUGACAAUACCGCCAAUGUCGACAACAACACAUGUAUACCAUAAUAAUAAUAAUAAUGGUGGUGGUGGUGGUGGUGGUGGUGGUAACAACAAUCAUACUAAUAAUAAUAAUAUGUUAUUAUAUAAUAAUCAUCAAAACAACAACAACAACAAUAAUAAUAAUAACAACAGCUAUCAACAACAUAGUGUUAAUGUUACUAACAUGCAUUCAUCUAGUCACAAUGUAGCGGCAACUGUUCCGCCAACAACUGCAACGACGACAAGCGGCCAUUGUUUAAGUCCUCAAAAUAAAGAGAAACUAACGAAUUUACUAAAAACACGUGAAACGUCGGGCUCGUUGGCUACAUCAUCAACGGCUUCGCCUAUUGAAUCCAAUAAAUAUCGAACGGAGAGCGACCACACCGCUACAAGUCCAGUGGCGCCGCCAACAUUUUUACAGAAAAGUUUAGAAAAUCCCAAAAAUGCUAAUUAUAUCAACGGUUAUAACGGCACAAACAACAGCAACGCUAAAAUUCCAAUGACUCCUUCACCACCAAUUAUAGCUACCGCUGCACGAACAAAGAAUCCCCUUACCCGCCCCACUUUAUCACCACUUGGUAUACAAGAGGCUCAACAGAUUACUUAUAAUUCAACAACAAUUAUGUCAUGGCAUCCGCAUGUCUAUGCGCGACCACCUAAUCGUCCCACUCCCCAUGGCAUAGCGGAUAUUUUAGGAUGGCGUGAUGGAUCGACACGUGACAAUCAAGAUGAAUCUUCCAAUUCGUCUAUAGCCACGUUGCCGCCAGCACCUGCCAAAUCCCCAAAAAGCAUUUUAGGUAACUUUCGACAACAGUACUCCCAGCAAGGCAGUCAUUGCGAUACCGUAAAUCAAAUACAUAGCGCAACGUCAUUAAGCGAUACAAGUGAAGAGGAUACGGUGGCAAUGCCGGCCACGGCCAUAGAUGUGGCACCGAUUAUGGAUCAACCUUUAAAUUUAUGCGUUGCGAAGAAAAAAACACGAGAUUCGCUAUCGCCACCGCCCGCAGUUAAACAAAAUCAAAUAUUAGGCAUUAAUAUUGGCGACAAGGAAAAAUCGUCCAUGUUGGGUAAACAUUUGAAAAAAGAUGCUAGUCACACGGGAAAGCCAAGUGUUAAAAAGAAAAAACCAAAUAACUCAUCAUUGUCAACGGCAGGGAUGCCUACAUCGGCCGCUAUGGCAAUGAACUCAAGUAUAUCAGCGACCUUAACACAACCGCCAGAUGUAAGUCCGACCAGUGCCAGUAGUGAUACAUUGAUGCGUGAACGUUCGGCAGCGGCGACCAACAGUUCUACACCGCCUGCCUCAACAACGCAUAUGGUCGAGACCACUGAAGACGAUUCAGAUUCUGGUUCGUGCGAUGCAAGACGAAAGAAAAAAGCCAGAACUACAUUUACAGGACGUCAAAUAUUUGAAUUGGAAAAACAGUUUGAGAUUAAAAAGUACCUAAGUUCAAGUGAACGCACAGAAAUGGCUAAACUAUUAAAUGUCACCGAAACUCAGGUGAAAAUUUGGUUUCAGAACCGUCGCACCAAAUGGAAAAAACAAGAUAAUGUUACCAAUACUGAGGCGGCCGAAGUGAAAUCUGCAAAUUCUGGCAAGUCAACAACCACUUCGUCAACAUCGUCAUCAGCCUUAAGCGAAAAUGGUACAAGUACUGCGAAAUCAAUCACAGGGCAACAAACAUCAUCGGCACCGUCGUUAACUCCUACAACCUUAAAUGGUGAAACAAUGGUGACAAGUAAAAAGCAUUCACAUAAUAAUAGCAACAAUGCGAAUAAUGCAGAAAAUAAACGCAACAUGACAAAUGAAUUAAGCUCAAAACUAACCGCGAAACAGGGGACAAAGAUGAAAAAAUCAUUGAAUGCCGGUCUAGAGAAAACCAACAAAAACGCCAACGGUAUAAAAGGUGACGCAACGGUAGGACAAAGUGUACGGGUUGCAACAUCGGCAACGGUAGGAGCACAUGAUACUCUUAGUGCUAUGGGCAAAGCAACAAAUGGCAUAGAAAUGGACAACAGAAAUAAACAACAACAGCAACAGAUACAUCAAACGCAAAAUAACAAUCAUCAGCAUCAUCACAACAACCACCAACACCAGCACCAGCACAACCAUCAUCAUCAUAAUAAUAAUAAUAAUAACAAUAAUCAUAAUCAUCGUGAGCAGCAGGCUCAGCAACAGCAACCACGUACACACUAUAGUCAGCAUCAUCAGCAUCAACACCAUCAUCCUCACAUACCGCAUCAUCAUCAUGCAAUUCCAUUAACGGUAGAGCCCGCAGCACCCCUGGAACAGACUGAAAAAUUAGAAAUCAAACUCGAAGAGUCACCGCAGCAUCGCGAAUUGCAAUUAAGUUUGCUUAGGGCAGCCCAUAGUCAAAGUCCUCUAUACGGAGAAAUGGAUUUCGAAACAAAAUUGGCAGCGUCGAAAAUUUCCAAUGCAUUGGCUUUAACCAAAAUAAAUGCACACACCCAGCAACAGCUUGGUAAAAACCACAAUAGAAAUGCGAAUGCAAACAACAGCAAUAACAGCGGCAAUAGCAACAAUAACACUCUAAAAAAAACUCAAAAAGAUAAAAACUUAAAGGAUGACAAAGAAUUGAAUAGUUUGCUAAAAGGCAAUGAAUUAACAAUAAAUAGCAAAACUAAAAACAACAAUAAUAACGAUACAAAUAAUAAUAAUAAUGAAGAUAAAAAUAACGGUAAUGCUCAAGUUAAAGAAGUCAGCGUUAAAGUCGAGCCAAAGAAGGAAAAAGAAAGGCAAACCAAUUUAACUAACGGUGAUUCGAAUAAAAUGCAAAUCGAUGAAGUUGAAAAAGUUAAAAAUCGUCAUCAUCAUCAUCAUCAUCAUCAUCAUUUUAUGCAUGAGGUAGAAGAUUGUUCCAGACUUUCUGAUUUAGAUGGCAGUAGUGCAAGCGCAAUAAAAUCUGUAAAUGCUUCUAAGAUCAAUCCAACAUCGGCGGCAACUGCUACUGCUAAUGAUAAGGCUAAUGUUGAUAAUAUCGAUGAUGCUAAUGAUGAAGAUGAUAAUGAUAACGAUGAUGACGAUGAUGAUAACAAUGACGAUGAUGAUGAUGAUGUUGUUGACGAUGAUGACGGUGGUGUUACUAAUGCCAAUGAAUUGGAUGAGGACGCAGAAAUGCAUGAAAUUUAAAAUUUACUUAAACAUAAAAAUUCAAUUUUAAGAAAGAUCUUCCAGUCAAAAUUUA